AUGCAAUCACCCCUGUUCGUGACUCUGCUGAUCUGCUUGGCCCUUGUCGCCGUCUCAUCGGCCAUGCCGUUCUAUGUGAGUUCUUCAGUUCUAGGUCACAUAAAACACAUAAACUUUGCUGAAAAACAAGCGAAAUGUGAAAAAAUGAUGGCCGACGCAGGUGAUUCGUUGUUGCAGGCUUCGGCUGACGAAGGAGUCAACGGGCGCCGGUUCCCGCAGCAAGGCGUGCUCGAGAACAUGGUCAACGAGAUAAUGCGUGUGCAGAGCGUCGAACAGAUCAACAACCAUCACGUCCGUCGUCAGAUAUUCUCCAGAAAGUUCUGGUGA
Messenger RNA from Caenorhabditis sp. 36 PRJEB53466, 327 nucleotides. The record is from the annotation of a GenBank genome assembly. NCBI's taxonomy places the organism in Eukaryota, Metazoa, Nematoda, Chromadorea, Rhabditida, Rhabditidae.